AUGAUGACUUCGGGAUUACUUUUACAGAUGAAGAAAGCAUUGUACGGAAUGGUAUCAAAGGGGCUUUCCCUGCAGGACUGGCUUCGGAUCUUCCGACGAAGGUUGGGUUUGGAGCUGAGUAACGAGAUUAAUGCUACGGUCCAUGUGGAUGGUAAUAUGGAGUCAAGCAUGCCUGGAAUCUUCAUGGUUGGAGAUGCGAAUAUAGAUAUGUCUCACAGCGUUCCGCACGCAAUGUGGAGCACCAAAAGAGCAGUCGUUUACAUGCACGGCGACUUAGCGAAGGACUACUCGGAUGCUCGAGUGGAGGCGGAGUCAAGACAUACCAAGCGCUUUUUCGGCGAUGCGCAAAAACCCUUUGAAGCUACAAAGAGACUAUUCGCGAAGCCUACGGCAGAGCUCAAAUCGGCGCAAGGCUUGUUGGACAUCGAUGUCGUAUACGUCCUCUUCUGCAUCACGACCUUCGUCCUCACCCUCACGGAAAUCCUCCUCUACGCCAAACGCAACCUCCAACCCCUAACCUACCUGAUCUUCCAGACCGCAAAGACGCUCUUCUGGUCCACAUACUUCAUCGUCGUCACAAUCUAUAACCAAGCGGCGGAAACCUCCCUGAUAAACAGCAGCGAGUAUCAACUCCAAACCGUGGAUGGCUGGACUCGCUAUGUCCUUGCUGCCGCCCUGACGCUUCUCUCCCACAUCGCCACCCUUAUAUACGCAAGCGUCAUCUACCAUCGCUAUCGCCACUGCAACACCAGCCGCAGGCCCCCCUGCUUCUUCAGAAUAUGA
Molecule: messenger RNA, 783 nt
Organism: Letharia columbiana
Lineage: Eukaryota; Fungi; Ascomycota; Lecanoromycetes; Lecanorales; Parmeliaceae
Exons: 5
Coding region: 1-783 (260 amino acids)
Source: RefSeq, a predicted model, not a curated record